AGGCGGCCCUGCUGGCAGCAGCCCCGCCGACGCCGCGGCGGGGGCAGGCCGCGGAGGCCGCCGGCGUGCUUGCGGUGCGUGGACCGCUGCUGAGCGAGUUGAAGCAGAAGCCGCCCCCGCCAGCGCCGCCAGAGUCUGGCCUCCAGAGGUCUCGGCGGGACUACCCCAAGGGCGCGCACGGGCGGCUGGCGCGGAAGAUCGUGCUCGGCUUGCCGACGGACGUGCCGCUCGGGGACAACUUGCCGCGCUGGGAUGCCGCGGACAAUGAGCGGUGGCAAAGGCCCCGGCCAGCACGCGGGGAGCGUGCGGUGCUUCCUCCUUGCUGCGCCUCGUCGUCGCCGUUCCUCCCCCUGCCCUCCCCGCUAGUCUCCUCGUCAGUCCUCUUUCUCCUCCCCGUCGUCCCCGUCGUCUUUCCCCCACUUGUCUUAUGAGUUCCUCCUGUUUCUCGCUCUCUCUCUCUCUCUCUCUCUCCGACUCUCCGACACUGGCGCGACAUUGGUCGCACGAUGGGGAUAUCGUAGGUGGUUUGGGAUGUAUGUUGCCGUCCAGGUGUUUGAAUUUUGCAGAGAGGAUUGCUCGGUUGUCCAAUCCGAUCGUUGUCCCUUCC
This is a messenger RNA of Prorocentrum cordatum, 607 nucleotides long. Lineage: Eukaryota; Dinophyceae; Prorocentrales; Prorocentraceae. The record is from the annotation of a GenBank genome assembly.